Cyclocybe aegerita is the source of this 1479-nucleotide messenger RNA. Lineage: Eukaryota; Fungi; Basidiomycota; Agaricomycetes; Agaricales; Hemipholiotaceae. The record is from the annotation of a GenBank genome assembly.
AUGGAGGUGCACUCGCGCGUCUUUGGCUGGUCGCCGCCGAACAACGAAGACUACCUCGACGUCCAGAUAGCGCAGAACGCGCUCCUGCCAUUCCAGAACCCCACGUUCCACAUCUCUGAGCCAACCAUCAUCAUCAAGCGAGUUCGUGAAGCGCCGUCUGCAAACUUUGGAUCGACAUCGCCGGCGUCCAGCACCUCCGCGCUCUCCACCGACGGCGAUUCUGCCGCUGAGAAGCGCGUCGAGACCGCCGGGAGGAACGGAGACCCUAACUGGGUCGCCCGACCGCGGAAUGAAUUUAUUCUGUUCCGUUGCGAUUACGUGCGGAAGCAUUCUCGAGAGGGGAAACGCAUUCGACGACCGCCAGGCGCUGAAGCCGAGAAGACGCUCUCGAAGCAGGCGGCGGAGGCAUGGCAUCACCUCUCCCCGGAGAAGCGCCUGUAUUGGAAGGAGCAGGCGAACAGCGAGCGCAACGAGCACGCGCGUCGGCACCCCGACUACCGCUACAGGCCCAAGAAGAGCACAGCAGGACGCAAGCGCCAGACGAGAGCCUCGCCGACAAAGUCGAGCCCCGCAGCCGACGAAGUUCCUCUCCCUGACCCCUCACCUAUCAGCCGAACGACUUCAGGGUCUAGCUUGCCACCACCCAGACUGGCGCCUCGCCGGUCAUCGUCCGUCCCACAGCUCAUAGUGACAGAUCCGGCGACUCGGCGGCUUCGUUCAACGGUGAGCCAUGGUUGGAUUGGCGUCGCUACGCCAGCGUCCGCGCCACCCGACUGCGUAUCGUUCGGACCUCCUUCGAGAGAUUACACCCCCAUUCCGACCGGAUUCCAUAGCGCACCGGCAUUCAUUUCUUCGGGUUACGCCUCACCAAAUUUCUCAUCCACUCCGACACCACAGGCGCCGCCGGAGCAGACCAUGCAUCCCGCUAGCUCUUCGCUUCUGAAUUGGAACGGCGAGCGUCUCGUCCCUGCAGCGCCGCAACCCACGUACUACCUCUCUUCCACCCCCAAUCACCUCCCUCCACCGUCCCACUUCGAUGGGAACGGCAACAUUGUCGUGACGGAAUACACCAGUGGCGGGAACCCGCUUCCUUCUUCCCAGCUCUUCGCUGUGCCGCCAGGCGCGCACUACCAGCAAAAUGGCGACGUCUGGAUGCCCGCCACCUACCCAUCCGAAGACUCCAUGCUGAGCGCGCCGCAGGAGGGGGACACGUCCGGCGGGGUGCUUGACCCGCAGCUCAUGCACGGGAUGGCCGCCGCAUCAGGCCCAGUCGUCGGUGGAACCGCAGCUAUCGCUCAACCCGGCUUCAACGAUAUCGUGGCGCCGCGAGCGCAGAUGCCUAGUAUGGGUGUCUUCGGCGUGGAUCUUGCCAGAAAGGCGUCGGCCCAGAUGGACGUCCUGGGCAGUGGCGCACCGGAGUCAAACACCGAAACCUUAUUCAAUAUGGACACUGACGACUUUUUCAAUCCCCGUUUCUGA